Messenger RNA from Mucor velutinosus, 2265 nucleotides. RefSeq lists its product as uncharacterized. Gene Ontology annotation, molecular function: protein serine/threonine kinase activity; phosphatidylinositol binding; ATP binding. Lineage: Eukaryota; Fungi; Mucoromycota; Mucoromycetes; Mucorales; Mucoraceae. The coding region runs from base 1 to 2265 and encodes 754 amino acids. Gene Ontology annotation, biological process: protein phosphorylation. Gene Ontology annotation, cellular component: cytoplasm; nucleus. The record is from RefSeq and is a predicted model, not a curated record. The transcript has 4 exons.
AUGGAUUCAAUUUAUGAAAUUAAAGUAACCGAAUAUCCAAUUGUUGUAAAAGACACAAACGACAAAUCAUGGAAAACUGUACCUGAGUUCAACAUUACCGUAAAGACAAGUCAAGCUGAUCUUUAUGUAAUCAGGUACAUUCCUGAUUUCUAUAGUUUUGAUCAUUUGGUCAAGACGCACUACCAAAAGGUCAAGGUGCCCUUUCCCAGCUUAUCCGAAUCCAUCUCCAAAGCAGAAAAGAGGAAAAGUAUCCGAAACUUCUUUCACAUGUCCAUGAAAUCCAAUGCUGAAAAGGUCGAGAAAUACUUGUAUCGUUGCUCAAUGGACCCAAUUCUCAAGAAUUCAACCCUUUUACGAGAUUUCUUCUCUCCUCAGAGAGAAGGUGAUUUGAUAAAAGAGAAAUCACAUGUAUCCACAUCCCCCUCAUCCCUCUCACAUGAUCCACACGACACACCCGCAUCAUAUUCGCCACAACUCAAUACUACGACACUGGAUGAUUCUAUUGUCGAUAGCAGAAUUGACGUUGGCAAGGUCUGGGUACCCAGUCCGCAUCCCUCGAUUAUUAGUUUACCCAACUCUAUCAAAACGAAUAGCCGAGACGAUCAAGUAGAUAGAGAGGAGGAAGAGGAGGACGGCCAAGACGAUGACUUGAUUGAUAUACUCUCCAGACACUCUGAUCACCCUCAGCAGCACUACCAAGAUACCUUCCCCCUUGACCAUCUGGAAAUGAUCAAAGUCCUAGGAAAAGGCUGCAUGGGAAAAGUUGUAUUGGUAAGAUCUCAAAUAACCAAGGAGUUGUACGCUUUAAAAUCCAUUGUCAAGGAGCAUGUGAUUGAGCAAAGAGAGAUAACCCACACACUGGAUGAAAGAAAUAUUCUGGCUAAACUUGCUGAAAUUGAUCAUCCCUAUCUCGCUAAGCUGCACACCUCGUUCCAAGACGAGCAUCGAUUGUAUUUGCUGACCAACUACUACUGUGGCGGUGACCUUGCUACACACAUGGCUAGACUCUACAAUUUCACUCCAGAAUGCGCACUCUUUUAUGCAGCUGAAAUCAUCGAUGGUAUUGGUGAACUGCAUCGCUUGGGUGUCCUCUACAGAGAUUUGAAGCCCGAGAACAUCCUGCUCAGCGGUGAUGGCCAUAUCGUCCUGACAGAUUUCGGCCUAAGCAAGUGGUUGACGGAAGAAGACGACUACACAACACAGACAUUCUGCGGCACAGCGGAAUACUUGGCUCCUGAAGUGCUUUUGGGAGAAGCUUAUUCAUUCCCCAUUGACUACUGGAGUUUCGGUACCAUUUUGUAUGAAAUGCUGGCUGGUAUCACACCUUUCUGGGCCGACAACCACUCAGACAUGUACCAGCGUGUGUUGACUGACGUCUUGGAGUUUCCAGCAGACGUUUUUGAUUACGAAACAGCUGAAUUUUUGUCUGAUAUACUGGAUCGAGAUCCCAGAACUCGUCUUGGAGCCCAAGGCGUCGAAGAAAUCAAAGAUCACGUUUAUUUUGCGGAUAUUUCAUGGGAUGAUAUCAGAAAUCGUAGACUGCAGCCUCCUUACCUUCCUCCUGUCACUGACGAGCUCGACUUUACCAAUUUUGAUCCUGAUUUCCUGGCAAUGUCUCCUGCUUUGACUCCCAUUCCUUCCGAGAUUGAAUUCUCUGAUGAAGUGCAAGACAUUUUUGACGGCUAUUCGUUCACAGACGAAAGAUACUUUGAGUUGGAGCACCAGCAGCAUGUGGAAUAUGAUCGGUCUCACCAACAUCAAGAUGGAUUUUAUCACGAUGUAUCAGAGGAGGAAAAAGACUCGGAGGACGAGCCUCCUUUGUUCCAACCCGCCAGAAAGCGUGGCAGCAUCAGCAUGCUAUCCAAUGUGGACAGCUUUUGUUUAGAUGAUGAUGUGCUUGUCAAGCCCAGCUUUGCAAAGAGCCCAUUUUCGUCAGUGGACGGAUUUUCAUCUGAAGAACAUGCGCGCUAUGCCAAAAGACGAAACACAAGCGCUUCAGAUAACCAACAGCUAUCCGAACAGCAACCUGAACAACAAGCUACGCUGGUCGUAAUGAGUUAUCCCAUUGUCAAUGAAAAGCCUUCAGUCCAUGAUACCGUCUCAUCGUUUGAGGAUCUUGAAUUCUCCAAACUGCCUGAUCUUAAACUUUCAUUCAACCUUCAACAAGAUCAACAACACAAACAGCAACAGAUUCCUGCUUCCACCAAAUCCUCAAAAACGCACACCAGCAGCAAAACCCGGAGAUUUUUCUCUCUUUUAUUAUAA